AUGGAUCCGUGGGAGGCCUUGGCGGUAGAUGACGAGGUUCUCAAAGAAUUUCUAGAAAGGUCGAACUCAGCCACAACUUUCAUCCCUGGACCAGUUGGAAACGCCCAGGCUGUUAUCCUUAACAGGCAGUUAGAUGAAGCACACAAUACACAAGAGUUUAUGAACAAAAUGGCUGCUGCGAGUCAUGCACGUGAUUUUUACUCAAAUGCUUGGAAGUGGGCAGAGCAGUUCAUCAAACACCAUGCUCUGGUUCAGAAUGGAGACAUUAAAAAUAUAACUCCAUUGUCGCAAAGGAAAUCAUUGGAAAGAAUGCCCUUUAUGGCUUGUGUAGUCAAAGAAUGUAAGCCAAACGGGCUUGGUGACAUGCUUAUCACUAUGAAGGACCAAUCUGAUAUCGCGAAAGCUAGCAUCCACAAUAAAGUGCUUAAGGAUGAUGAAUUUGGUUCAGAUGUUGUUGUUGGAUAUGUUCUGCUAUUGAAAGAAGUUGUCGUCUUCAAGCAUCCUCGACGGAUUCAAUACCUAAAUAUCACUCUAAGGAACAUUGUCAAGGUUUUCAAAUAUGACAUUAGCCCUCCAACUGAAGAAGAAGUAAAGGAUUCUUUGCCUGUAGUGCGACUUAACUAUGUUCCGAAAAAAACUGUCGAUCAAAAUAUGGAGACAAAUGUGCAAUCUGAUUUAAACGUAAAUCAAAACAUAAAUAUGGAUCAUAAUGUCGAGGCAAAUAUCGACACCAACAACCCACCACCUGUGUCGGCCAAUGUGGACGAAAUACUACAGAAGAUGGUUCCUCCCUCAACUCAAAGUCCUUCUUAUGAACUGGGGGAGACCUCUAAGGAUGAAUCAUCUGCCUUGGAUAAUAUUUCACUUAGUUAG
Messenger RNA from Vigna unguiculata (cowpea), 873 nucleotides. Lineage: Eukaryota; Viridiplantae; Streptophyta; Magnoliopsida; Fabales; Fabaceae. The record is from RefSeq and is a predicted model, not a curated record.